AUGAGGAUAACACCAGCCAACAGCGGCGGCGACUCAGCAUCAGGGACGACCCCCGACUCCAAAACGUCCCCACUAGUAUUCAUUUCAGUCUAUUGCUCCUCGCACCAGCUCUUGGCCUUUUGGCACUCCUUGCAAUAUUUAUUGUCCAAUAUGAAGUGGAGAGGUGUUCGAGGCCGGAAGUCAUGCUCGCUUCCGCAUUCAUCACCGGCGGUAACUACUCGGCCGCGGACGGCGGCGGGGUCCUGCAGCUUGCCCUCGACGUGGCAUUCCCCUGCGAGGAGGUCACCGCCAGACUCCACUAAGAUGCCUUCAAGGCCUCAGUCCUGCGCAAUGAAGUGGCCGCCGACCAACAGUACCAGAUUGCCGUCGGUCGCUUGCCGCCGUUUUAUGCAAACCGCCACUCCAUGUUAA
Molecule: messenger RNA, 411 nt
Organism: Linum trigynum
Lineage: Eukaryota; Viridiplantae; Streptophyta; Magnoliopsida; Malpighiales; Linaceae
Source: the annotation of a GenBank genome assembly